AUGGAUAAUAGAUUCCAACAAACCAAGAAAUAUUUUGAAUUGUUUAUUUUCCUUUCCAUGAUGUUAAUGGUACAAUUACAAGGUAUGAGGUUGGCAGUCCUUAUUAAAAGAGGAUGUGGAGGAGCUUUUUGGUUGAAUGUACUUUUAACCAUUCUUGGUUGGAUUCCAGACAUGACCACGACUAAAAUGGAGAUCCUUUCAUCACCAGUCAGUCCGCGAUAA
Cavenderia fasciculata is the source of this 222-nucleotide messenger RNA. RefSeq lists its product as uncharacterized. The transcript has 3 exons. The record is from RefSeq and is a predicted model, not a curated record. Lineage: Eukaryota; Evosea; Eumycetozoa; Acytosteliales; Cavenderiaceae. Gene Ontology annotation, cellular component: membrane. Bases 1 to 222 code for a protein of 73 amino acids.